AUGGAGAUGCACCGUCCUCAAUUCAAACAAUUGGAUGAGCUCAAGCAGACAACGGUUUCAGGCUCCGCGGCUACUCCGCGGGUGCUGGAUGAGUUCCGGAUCGAAGGUCCUAACGGCUCCCAUCCUUGCUACACCACAGCUCCUGCGCUCUGUAGCCGUCGGGAGAGCUCAUUCAGCCGUUUUUUUCGCCUUGACGUUGCUCGUGCACUAGCUUACGAGCUGACUCUUGCCGUUGCCUACGUGCAUUCAGUUGGCUACGUUCACGGAGAUAUUCAUCUUCGUAAUGUGCUGGUUCGUGCGCAAAAGGAGUUCAAUAAACCAUCCGUGGCACAAUUUCGCGAGGAAUACGGUGAACCCGAUUCAUACCCCAUCAGACGAUGA
Metarhizium acridum CQMa 102 is the source of this 381-nucleotide messenger RNA. NCBI's taxonomy places the organism in Eukaryota, Fungi, Ascomycota, Sordariomycetes, Hypocreales, Clavicipitaceae. The record is from RefSeq and is a predicted model, not a curated record.